GAGUGAACAGAAAAGAAUGUGAUAUCAAAGUGUCAACAGACCUUAGGAGGCCAUUUUAGUUGAACCUGUUUGCUCAACCUUCUAGAUGAUGGAGGGAAAAUUGGUCGUCUUGAUCUGUGUCUUGGCAGCUGCUGCCAAUGUUGCCAGCCCUUUCAAUGUAAAACUGUUCCAUGACCGUCCCGGAUUGAGGCUCGCCAUCUCAGAGACGGCUACUAUGAAGUGCUGUUACUCCACGAUGAAUGAAGUGAACAUUAAAUGGGAGCAGACAGUCAUGAAUUUUUUUAAUACGACUGAAUCGGUUACUGUGAACGACAAAUUUUACCGAGUGAAAAUUAAAAACGAAAGUAAAACAAAACGGGAGAGUAAUUAUAUGUGCUCUAUUCUGAUCCUUGAUGACAUCAAGGUGAAUGAUUCAGGCCUGUAUCAAUGUUCUCUAAAAGAAAAAAACAAAAACAGCAACAUCACAUUUUAUACACCAGGCACCUUUUUACAAGUAUAUGAGCCCAUAAAAAUGAUCCUGGGAAUCAGUGAGGCGAGUAAGAACAGCAUCAUCACUGCUGAAGGGGUUUUCCUGCUGCUGUUUGUGCUACUUCCUGGCACCGCUCUUAUCUGCAAGUCAAAGGGCUUGAAUGAGCUGGAGAAAAGAAAGGGCAAGGAGGAGGAAAAUAUUUAUGAGGGCCUGAACCUAGAUGACUGCAAUUCUACAUAUCAUCAAAUUCAGCGUUCUCUCGUCCAAGGCCCUUACCAGGAUGUGAUCAACAAUGACGAAGACGACAUUCAGCUGGAGAAGCCCUGAAUGUGAGGCUGUGAGCAGGCAGGGUCCAUGUGAUACCAACUCAUAGUGUAACUUUAUUGCUUUUGUUUGCUUUGUCUGACGUAAAUUAGGGGUGUAACAAAAUAUAAGUACCGUACAUUAUUCUGAUGAUGCAUCCUGAAUGAACACAGAUAUAAAAACAGGUGGAGUAUUCACUUAAAAAAGCGAGGGAAAAAGUUUCCCAGUUUCAGAACCACGAUUUUGAUUUUGAUUUUACUUUAUUAUUGGGCUUUAAUGACCAGCUUGCUAAAGACCAUGACGAACGUUGCCAGGUUUCUGCAAAGAGAUUAACCCAAGAGCAAUGCAGAACCCCACAAAUACAAAUGAAAUGUUGGAGGAAACAGGUUAAUGAUAUAUGAGAAGUGUUCAAUUCAAACCGGAACUUUGGGGAUCGUGCAGAAUAACACAACACAGUUAAAACUACCUUCAUUUCCCUUUAUUAUCCCCUACUACACGUAUCCCAGUGUUUCACUAGUGCUUGAAUACCAUCAAGGUAGAAAGUUCUUUCAGUACACCAGAGCCCUGAUCUGACUGCCUGCUUCACAUCUGAAACGCUGGCCUCCCAGGAACUCCUUCAAUGGCCCAAACAUGUGGAAAUGGCUGAGACAGUACAGGGAUGUUGCAAUAACUCCCAGUCGAGAUCCUGUAAAGUGCAGGUGGUGUUUAUGAAUGUUUGUGUGUACAGUUCCCACAGACAGAGUGCAAGAUGGUGACAAGUCUUCUGUCAGCCUUCAAGGUUCAGAUAUUCCACUAGCUUCUAGUCAUCUCAGUCUAGAUCGUCAUUCAGCCUUGUGAAAAAACAUUUCCAACAUUUAAAUAUUUUGCUGCAGCUAAAAGUCUCAUCACUGUACUGUGCUUGACAUCUUUUGUAAUUGUCAGUGAAUUUUAUGCCUUCAUUCAUAAGAAAUUUCAUCAAUCAAGUCCCGGUUUGACUUGAACGUCCCUCAUAUAUCUGCAAUAUGUGGAACAUUAUACAUUCAACCUGGCAACCCUGCCCACCAAAAUGAAAAAGAAAAACUACAACAAGCGAGUUCACUAACUUGGUACUCAUCUGAUAUAAACUAUUUCAUUGUAGCUCGACUGCAUUAAAGAAAUCUGCUUGUUAUUUUAAGUCUGUACGCCGUACAUGCCAUGCACAGGGUAGAAUACCUAAUUUCAUAUUAAUUUGACCAUUAUAUACUAGAUUAUGUGUUUUUUCAACUAAUUAAAAAUAGAUGUGGGAUCAGGUGGACAUCUAGACUGGUUGUUUAAAAAGUUCCAUGCAGGGAUUUAUAAUUAUUAUUUACCAUAAAAGAGAUGUGGUGUAGUGGUUAGCACUGUCGCCUUGCACCUUCAGGGUCCGGAUUCGAUUCCCGUCACUGUGUGCAUGGAGUUUGCAUGUUCUUCCCGUGCUUGGUGGGUUUCCUCUGGGUACUCUGGUUUUCUCCCACUUGUGAAAUAU
This is a messenger RNA of Clarias gariepinus (North African catfish), 2255 nucleotides long. It is a transcript of the gene cd79a, whose product is annotated as CD79a molecule, immunoglobulin-associated alpha. Lineage: Eukaryota; Metazoa; Chordata; Actinopteri; Siluriformes; Clariidae. Gene Ontology annotation, biological process: B cell differentiation; B cell receptor signaling pathway. The transcript is spliced from 5 exons. The coding region runs from base 86 to 796 and encodes 236 amino acids. Gene Ontology annotation, cellular component: external side of plasma membrane; B cell receptor complex. The record is from RefSeq and is a predicted model, not a curated record.